AUGCGGUUGCCUGGCGGUCUCGCCCUCGUGCUCUCCUUGGUCGUCCUCAGGGCAGCGGAGGCGAUUCCUGGCGUCCAGCUUGCCGACCCGGGCGCCUCGCUGUGCCUCGCCGAAGAGCUUGCUCCGGAGGCCAACGUCACGCUGUGCGCCUUCCUCAAGCCGACGCAAGCCGACCUUGAGGAGCAAGUGACAGUGUUCACGCUCGUCCAGAACGGGACUGUGAUGAGAGCAAGCAUUGAUGGGUCGGUGUUGAACGUGCAAUAUGCUUCGACGACGUACAGAUCUGACGACCCUUUCCUACCCAACGAGUGGCAUUACGUGUGCGUGUAUUACGACCCUCAGGAUGAGAAGGUGAAGGUGCACAUGCGAGGGAAAAACAGCGGCCUCGUGACGACACCUUUGGAGCCGGAGAACGCCACGGCCGAGGAAGCGGACGGCGAGGACGUGCUCUGCCUGGGCUCCUUCGGAGAGUCCCCGGCCUUCGGCGGCGCCAUCCUGGCCUUCUCCGUGCAGUCCUGGGAGGCGGACACGGACGCCAAACCGACGCCCUACCGGCCAGCUGACUGCACCGCCCUCUCGCCCAGCGACGCCCUCAUCACCCUCGACUCGGCGUGGACCGAGGCCGGGGGCGUGAGGCCGUUUGACGUCGAGCCGGAUCAGAUCUGCGCCGAGGCGUUCACCAAGGUCCUUGUCAGGCUCUUCGCGGGGCACCGGCCUCACGCAGGCGCGUGCAGGAGGUUGGACGGCCGCCUCCCGACCCGGAGCGAAGUGGAGACCGCCACCCUGAACAUCUCAAGGGACCUCGCCCUCAACUGUUCCAAUGCCAACAACGUCUCCUUCUGGCUCUACUGGCAGAAGCAAAGCCAUAACAUGUCGGCAACCUGCACGGCCAUGCUCGCCAACGGCAGCGUCGCAACCUACCCGUGCAUCAGCGAAGUGAUGUGCAGCAUCUGCCUCGUGCCAGCGAAGAAAAGGUUCACGCUCUAUGGGCCUCUUGAAAUAUUCGACCACCAUUACACCCUGACUGCCGACGCCGAAGGCUCAGUGCAGUUCGUCGGCGACGUCUCGACGAUACAGCAAGACGAGAACGGCUGGCUCCUGGCAUCUUCUCUCCACGUGCAGACGAUGCGCGUGACGGAGGUGCUGCCGGUGGGCAGACACAGUUGGUUCUCAAGCCUUAAGAAGAAGAAUCUGACCCUGGCGAUGACCUCCUGCGGGCCUGAGCAAUACUCCUGCGGCGACAACACGUGCAUCGCGCGAUCCGCCUUCUGCAACACCGUCAGGGACUGUCGAGACGGGAGCGACGAGAGCGCGUGCAACCCCGUGCGCCUGCCUCCCGAGUACGACAAAAACAAAAACCCGCGCCUCGGCAGUAGCUCGCAGGGCCACCUCACGUACAGCGUCUACUUGUAUGCGCUAAGUGACAUCAAAACUAUUGAAGGAAAAGUCACUCUGGAUAUGAAUAUCUAUGUCACUUACAAGGACGAGCGGGUAACAUACUGGAAUCUCAGAGACUACGAGCAGAAGGUUAACUGCGAUGAAAUCUGGCAUCCUGAGUUCAACGCUAUUGCUGGCAGAGUCACAGGCCUUGCGUAUCCAAUGGACAUCUAUGAGAAAACAUGUGGCGUUUAUGCAGGCUCGAUUGAACAGAUUCGCUCUCUUGAAGAUCCGUUUAUGGGCGAGUACUUGCCCGGAGGAGAACACGAAAUCUUCCAUUCCAUUACUUUUCGAACUACCAUUCCAUGUAACUUCAAGCUCCACCGUUACCCAUUUGGAAUACUUAUGUGCAACAUCUCCUACUAUAUCCUCGAUGCCCAGUACGACCUAGCCUUUAAAAAGUUCAGUGAGGACGAGAUGGAAGUCGAAUACGAUGGCAGUCAGGACCUCCUGGAGUACAGACUGAAGAAUGUGACUUUCGAGACAGUUUCAUAUAAGGACGACGAGCGCUACACCUACAUCCUGUUGACGCUUCAUCUGUCCAGCCUGUACGAGUACCACAUGCUCAACAGCUUCGCCCCGAGCAGCCUUAUGUUUCUGGUGACUCUCUCAACGCUGUUCUUCCCGCUCAGGGACUUCAACGAGCGCAUCGUCGUGUCCCUGACGUCGCUACUCGUGCUGGCCACCCUCUUCGCCCAGGCCAGCUCUUCGUCCGUCAAGACACCUUACUUCAAGCUGCUCGACAUCUGGUACACCGCCCUAAUCUCCCUGUGUUUCGUGUGUGUUAUCUCUAAUGCAGUCACGCACCGGCUCUUGCACAAGGAGGUCCCUGCGAUUAACGUGGUGAAACCAGUGAUGGGGAAGGGGAAAGCCUUCACCCCCAGCGACGUCUCGGCGAGGUCCUUCAACUGGGUCUCGAUUAUAGUCCUGUCGCUUCUCUUUAUUGUUCUCAUCUCUGUGUUUAUCAUGCUUGCGACUGAGAUGCUGUAGCGAGUUCCAUUCUAUUAUAAAUAAGUCUUAUCUUCGUCCUAUCUUUUAUAGAACUAUCAAAACAACGUUGUUUGUAAUAUUCAUUACCACAGUGGAGUCCUUACCUGAUUUGAAUAUUGAUAUUUUUACACUUAUAAAUUGCUUUUAUUUCCUUGUGUCAGUUUACUCGUUAUUAUUAUUGAUCCUAAUAAUGGUAACAUUAUCUCAAUUAUGUUUCGUUUUAUUUAAAAUUAUAACUCAUUUUAUUUUUUUUCUCUCUCUCUUUCUCAUGAUCACUAUUUUUUUUUCAGAUUCUUUAUCCCAAGAUCCUUCUAUCUGUAUUUCAUUAGCACAAUGUUGUGUAAUAGUUCACUAGAUAUUAACUAUUAAUGUUUACUGCUGUACAAUUCCAUGCCAUAUGAAACUUCACGACUGAAAUCUCUCAUUAAAAAAAAAUGAUAAAAAUUCUGUUUCUAUUUUUUCUUUCUUUCUUUCUAAUAUAAAGCACUCUUUACCAUUAAAGAAAAUGUACAGAAUAUUCUCCAGACACAGAGAUAAAAGAAAAGAAAGAAAAUAAUGAAUUAAAGAUUAAAUGAAAAGGUUUCAAGUAGAACCGAGGCCACUAGAAGCUGCAACAGUAAUGGA
Messenger RNA from Penaeus monodon (black tiger shrimp), 3051 nucleotides. RefSeq lists its product as uncharacterized. Gene Ontology annotation, biological process: regulation of membrane potential; nervous system process; signal transduction. Lineage: Eukaryota; Metazoa; Arthropoda; Malacostraca; Decapoda; Penaeidae. Gene Ontology annotation, molecular function: protein binding; neurotransmitter receptor activity; transmembrane signaling receptor activity. The record is from RefSeq and is a predicted model, not a curated record. The transcript is spliced from 5 exons. Gene Ontology annotation, cellular component: neuron projection; membrane; synapse. Bases 1 to 2427 code for a protein of 808 amino acids.